UACAAUAGUUUGGCUCCCCUGCAAAACCGUAAUCAGCAGAUUAGAGUUCAUCUCAAGCGUGUCUGAUAUUUUCAUGUGACUUUUUUACAUCUGUAUUAUUUUUUCAUAUUAAAUGGACUAAAUAACAAUGCGUAAGGGAAAGCUAAGUUUGUUGUUGUUUGUUACUCUAUGUGCUGUAAUUAUACAAAUUAACGCGGACAAUGAUGAAGUUCCAUUAACCAAACUUGGUGCAAAAACAGGACCCACAUUAAAAUUCUUUUAUUGUUAUUCAUGUGGAUACAGAAAAGUUUAUGAAGAAUAUGUCGGUAUUCUACGACAAAAAUAUCCAGAAUUACAGAUUGACGGAGAAAACUUUAAUCCUCCUGGAUAUAACAUGUUGAUAGCCAAAAUUUUAGGAACAGCAAGAAUUUUGAUUAUAGUUUUAAUCAUUAGCGGAGUUAACAUAUUUCAACGACUUGGUCAACCAGAACCAUCAUUAUGGCGAUGGUGCAUUGACAAUCGUUUUUAUGCCUGUGUAAUGAUAUUUUUUAUUUCCAAUGCAGUAGAAGGUCAGCUUAUUUCAUCAGGUGCAUUUGAAAUACAUUUUAAUGAUGUACCCGUAUGGUCAAAACUUGAAACAGGAAGAAUACCACAACCACCAGAAUUGUUCCAGAUAAUUGAAACUCAUCUGCAUAUGCAAUUUCUGGAUGUGGAUGUUGGAAAGAUUGGUUUUAAUAAGUAAUAUCAUAUUAUUAUAGUUUAUAUACUGUAUUAAUUUAAUUAUUUUCAUUAUUGGGAAUUUGCCUUUGGCAAAGUAUGAUACACUUGAAUGAUCUUGAUUUAUUUUUAUGUAUUGAUAAUUCGUUAUGAAUGUCUCCUACAACUAGUAUGCUAUGUAAGAUAGAGAGUAAAAAUCUAUAUAUCUAUAACAUUCUAAUAAAAUAGUUACCAAAGCGACAUUACAAUAAUGAUCUACAUCUGCUAUUUUAAUGUAAACAUAAUAUUUCAACAUAAAUAUUUAAAAAAUCGUAUAUACAUUCGUUCCUCACUGUAUAUGUAGUUGUCAAUAGUUUGGUAACAAAAUAGGAGUCCAACAUAAUCUUGUAUAUAAAUAAAAUAAAAGUAUUGUAAUAAUCUUUUAAAUGUAA
Molecule: messenger RNA, 1127 nt
Organism: Vespula vulgaris
Lineage: Eukaryota; Metazoa; Arthropoda; Insecta; Hymenoptera; Vespidae
Gene: SelT
Product: thioredoxin reductase-like selenoprotein T homolog CG3887
Exons: 4
Coding region: 128-721 (197 amino acids)
Biological process (GO): cell redox homeostasis
Cellular component (GO): endoplasmic reticulum membrane
Molecular function (GO): thioredoxin-disulfide reductase (NADPH) activity
Source: RefSeq, a predicted model, not a curated record